GUUUAGACGUGUUUCUGUCGCAUAGCGCGUUUGGCGGCUAUACCGUUUUUAGAGCAUACACAUAAGUAUAUACUUUUUUUAGCUCUCGAAUUAAGUUUCCGCGUGAAUCGAAUGUUUAAUCUAACUCUAAAGAAGCUGGAAACGAAUGGCGGGAAUCUCAUUAGCGAAAUGUGAAAAAUAAGAAUAAUAGUGUAAAUUGAAAGUAAAACAUAAAAUAAUACUUAUUAUGCUUAUGGAUAAAGCAAAGCAAGUGAAGUAAAAAAAGAAGAAAAAAUAAAAAUUUAAUACUAUAAAAUGUUGAAAACUUGUUGGUGAAGAAAGUACAUCUUAUUGGAAAACAUAGGUUAAUGCGAUUUAUAGUGCGAUCGAUUGCGAUUAUUUUUCAUGAUAAUUUUGUUAUAAAUAUUAUUGCUGGAAAAUCAAUUGGCCACGUUUGUUUUGAUAAAGCCUCAAAAAUAAAUUUUUACGCCGCCUCAAGAGUAAAACUCCUUCGACAGCAACAACAACAACAGUAAAGGCGCUAACGCGAACGGAAGUGUACAAUGUUGACGUUGGUAAUUUGAGGUAACUAAUCAGAAACGGAAACGCCACCACUUAAGGCAACAACAAGAACAACAACAAGAACUCCAAGAAGAACCAACACAACAACUGCCAAGAUGAUUAAGUUUCGCUAUAAACGCAAAGAACCGGCUAGCAGCACAGCGGCCAAUAAAACAGCAACAACAACAACAAAAGCGCUGGAAGAAACGAAAGCCACGAAUAAAACUAACAAUAACAACAGCAAUAAUACUAAAAAUAGCGCCGCGGAAAAUAACAAGGAGGCCAAAACAGCUUCUGGGGUGACGGCGGCGGCGGUGGCAACGAAAGAGAAUUGCCGACCAAACCAGAAUGUGGUGACACAGCAGCAACAGCAGCAGCAGCAACAACAAAUGCAACAAUUUCAACAGCAAAUGGAACAAAAGCAAAUGCAACAACAGCAAAUGCUGCAGUUUCAGCAGCAGAUCCAACAACAACAACAACUCCAACAGCUACACAUGCAUCAGCAGCAACAACAACAUUAUUUGCAAGCAGCUACCAACUCCGUAACCAACCACAAUUUGCCUUUAAAGCCACAGCAUCCGCAACACGCCCAGCUGAUCAGCAACAAUGGCACUUUGCCGCGCAGUAGUCCGCGCAAAACAUACGACCCGCUGCUGGAUGGCUACAAAUCGGCAACGUUGACGCGUCAAACCGCCAGCAGCCGCAAAGUAUCCGCGCUGGCGAAGGUGGCGUCUACGGCGGAGUUGGCCGGCUGGGGCUAUGCGUUCGGUGGCAGCAUGAAUAAUAUAAUUAACGGUGGUGGCAACACAAACAACAACUACUAUUACAAAAAAAGCAACAGCAACGAGCACAUCUUCGGCAGCAACGACACUUUACUCUCGCUGACGGCCAAUGAAGUGUACGGCGAGCGAGAUCGUUGCAUAAAUGCGGUGAUUGAACUUUUCCAACAACUACAAACCAGCUCAGAGCCCGCCCUAUGUCCGGAGCCUUUGCGUCGCGCCUUGGCCAGUGGCCCUCUAGCCGGUCGUCGCUUUCCGCUCGGCUGUCUCGGCGAUGCGGCUGAAUGCUUCGAGCUGCUGUUACAUCGAGUGCACUCGCACAUUUCCGCCGACGACGGUGAUGCUUGCGAAUCGCAGGCAUGUGUGGCCCAUCGUCGCUUCGCCAUGCGCGUCAUCGAGCAGAGCGUCUGCAAGUGUGGCGCCAAUUCGGAGCAAUUGCCAUUCACUCAGAUGGUCCACUAUGUUUCAGCAUCAGCGUUGACCUCACAAAAUAGUUUGGCAUUGCAAAAUCAUCAGCAACUGACAUUUGGCCAAUUGUUGCGCGCCGCUGGUAAUAUGGGUGACAUCAGAGAUUGUCCGAAUGCUUGUGGCGCCAAGAUUGGCAUCUGUCGCGCGCUGCUUAAUCGGCCAGAUGUUGUUUCGAUCGGCAUUGUGUGGGACUCGGAGCGUCCUGCUGCCGAUCAAGUGCAUGCUGUGCUCAAAGCGAUUGGCACCAGUUUACGUCUGUCGGACGUUUUCCAUCAGGUAGCCGAACAUCGUUGGGCUCAAAAUGUACAACACGAAUUGGUUGGUAUUGUCUCGUAUUACGGCAAACAUUACACGACCUUCUUCUUCCAUACCAAACUCAAAGUUUGGGUGUACUUCGAUGAUGCAAAUGUGAAGGAGGUUGGCCCCAACUGGGAAGGCGUUGUCGAUAAGUGCAGUCGCGGUCGCUAUCAACCCUUACUUCUUCUCUAUGCUGUGCCACAACCACCCUCAGGUGGAUCACAAUUCGCGCCAGAGUCUAACCAAUCCACUAUUGUACGUCGCGCCAUCACACCAAGUCCCAUCACACCGGACAAACCGAAUCUGGGCAAUACCCGACGUGCCAUUACACCGACACCACUGCGUUCACCCAACGACUAUCAGAACCUGAGUGUCAUACAGAAGAAUAUCUUUGCAAGCGCACCGUCUGCCGCACCGAUCAAUAGCGAUGAGACCGACGCCUACAUAAGCCGCAAGACUGUGGAGCAUGUGUUGAAUGCACAACAGUAUCAGAAUUUGAGCGUCGUGCAGGACAAGAUUUUCGCCAAUAACGGCAGUGUGGCGACGAAUCAAACAGCUGAUGAGAAGGAUGCUGAUUCGCUGGCUCAUAAAAUUGGCAAAGUACUCAACGCCCAACUGGUGCGCAAGUAUCAUUUACAGUUGCAGCGCAGUCAGAGCGCUGAAUCUGGUCAUGUUAGUGGCUCUUCGAAUGGCUCGUCACCGCCCAGCGAUGGUCUCACCAUGCCCGAUCACUUGAAUCAGCCACGUCGUCGCGACUCGGGCAACUGGUCAGGCGAUCGCAAUAGCGCAAGCUCAGCUUCAUCCACCACUUUGGAUAAUCCCUAUCUGUACAUGGUGGGCAAGCGCAAUCCGCCGGCAGUACCACAAAGCCCCACACGCAAUGGAUUGCCUUACGAUCCCGGUUACGAUUCAUUCUCGCUUAGCUCUACCGAUUCGUAUCCGCCAAAGCACCAUUUAAAUCCACAACUCGCUAAGAUACCCGAGGCCGGUGCUUCCACAAUGCUCUCCGGUGACUGUGAAAAGCUCUGCAACGAGGCCGACCAACUGCUGGAGAAGUCACGGCUCGUCGAGGAAUCACACGACCUCGAAACCGCACUCGUGCUGUGCAAUGCUGCUGCCGGGCGCGCACGCGCCGCCAUGGAUGCACCCUACAGCAAUCCACACACCAUGACAUUUGCACGCAUGAAACACAAUACGUGCGUAAUGCGUGCACGCAGUCUGCACCGUCGCAUUUUAGUGGAGAAGGGCGCUGACAUGGACGCCAUGCCGGAGAUGAAGCACAUGCGUGAGGGCAGCAACAGCAGUGUGAAACACGUACGACAAAAUAGCAAAGACAAGACUUUGGACAAGACGCCAAUGCAGGUAAGCACCACAGCCGCCACCACAGCAGCAAAUAAAAGCAUUGAAAUCUACGCAACACUGCCGAAGAAGAAGAGCCCAUUGAAGGCAUUGGCAGCCGCGGUGGGUAAUGAUGAUAAUGCCAUCGAAUAUGAACCGCCACAACCGGUGUCCGCUAAGCCGGAACGCGAAAGCCGCUCGUUGUUUGGACGCAGCAGCAGCAAGUCGGAGAAGGAGAAGCGCAGUCGCAGUGAGGAUCGCAAUAAGCUGACGCGUGAGUUUUCGCUGACCGAAACUUUGUUGGUGAACGCGAAAGAUACGCUAAAAAAGCACAAAGAGGAGAAGGAUGAAAAGAAAGAGAAGGACAAGAAUGGCAAGAAGCAACAUAAAAUACGGCGUAAGCUACUUAUGGGUGGACUCAUACGUCGCAAGAAUCGCUCCAUGCCCGAUCUAACCGAGGCCGGAGAUGAUGCGGCAAACCAGAAAGAAGCACCUCCGCAACUAGCCACUUCAGUGGACGACAGCUCGGUGGGUUUGAAUGGCAAGAAUGGCAUGAGCGGCUACAUCUCGGAAGGUCACUUUGACUAUCGCGACUCGAACAAUGCCAAUCCGAAUUUAGAACGCAGCAAACUUAUGCGCAAAAGCUUCCACGGCAGUGGACGCCAAUUGACAGUCGUUGCUAAGGUCGCGCCACCGCCGCCUAUGCGCACCAGCUCUGCACUGACACAACAGCAGCUGCAGCAACAAUUGGCAUUGCAGCAGCAACAGGACGCAGCGGUACUACAACAUUUUCACCACGAGGCGAAUCUAUCCAAUAUUUCCGCAAUGAGUUCCAACACUUCAAUCAGUGAGGACUCGUGCCAAACCAUCAUUACGACCUGCGCGCAGGUACACAACGAACAGAGUCCGCUCAAGGACAGCUUGUAUCAGCCAUCGAACAUCGUGGGACAAUAUCAGCACCAUAACGGUUAUACUGCUACAGCGAUCGAUCUUGGUAGAGAUGAAGUAGACGGCAUUGCUGGCGGAGGAAAUGGUAAUGGCAGAGGAAGCAGCAGUAAUCCAAGCGAAGUACCACUAGAAUUGCCGCCAUAUCCAAGCCCACCGCAGUCGGUGUGCCACUCGCGACAGGCCAGCGAAGAUUUCCCACCGCCGCCACCGGAAAUCGAUCUCGAACCGCUAAAUCAUCAGAUCAAUCAGAUUCAAGUGCUUGAGGCAAACAAACAACAACGCAAUAUGGAGACGCUGGAGGGCACCUCCAGCAUAUUGGCGCAAUUGCAGCAACGGCACCAAUUGAUGAAAAUGCGUAAAGAGCAGGCUACGCCGACCAGCGAACCCUCUACCUGGCUAAAAGAAUUACAGGCCAAGCAAACUGAUCUCAGAAAUGCGCAACGUGCCACAGACUCACCAGUCGCGCACUUAACACAACAGUCCAAUGGCGUACGCGAGUUAGCUCAUCGUUUCGAACAGUCGAAAUCAGCCGGCGCCAAUGAACAGCAGCCACUGCGCUCCUACUCAUCACAAGAACUGUUGCUCAAUGCAACAAAGCCACAAAUUCGCACACAAAUGAAUGGCUUACCGCCACCGAAUCACCAUGUCAUGGCGGCGACACCCACACCAAGCACACUGCCACCCAAACCCGAAUCGGAUGAAGUGGACUGCGCGCCACAACGCUUGCAGCGCCUACCGCCGCACCAGGUGUUGCCCAAGCCGAAAUACGAAGUGACGCAAUCACAGAUCGCCGAGGAGCUGCGUGAGGUGGAGAUGCUCAAUACAAUGGUACAGCAAACGCUGAACAAUACGCCAGCCGUGCAACAACAGCAACCGCAGCCGCAACAGCAACAGCAGCAAGCCAUACAACAAAGUGCGGCCACCGCUACAGUGCCAAAGCGCGUCAAGAAGAAAAGCGUAUCUUUCUGCGAUCAGGUGAUACUUGUGGCAACAGCGGACAAUGAGGAAGACGACGAUUUUAUACCGAAUCCGAUUCUAGAGCGCGUUUUGCGUACAGCGCAAAAUCCCAACGAUAAAGUAACGGCGCAAAUGAUACAGCAACAGCAACAGAAUAUCAUACGACUGCCAACGGAAGCACAACCGCGCAUCGUGCAGCCCCUGCCGCCUCCAGUUCAGCAACAACAACAACUACCACCGCCACCCACUUUGGCGCAACAGUCGCCAAUGUUGGGCGGCGAUCGGCGCCCGGUGCCUUUGCAGGGGCAAGAGAUGCAGCGCUACGUGCAGUUGCAACGCCCACAGCUGGAAGCGCUGCGGCAACAACAACAGCAAAUUCAGCAACAGCAGCAGCAGCAUCAGCAGCAACAACAACAACAGCACCAGGCUGCUGUACCAUACAUGCAAGCGGGUCAGGUGUACACGCCCAUGCAGGACAUUUAUCGUAUGCAACAACACCAACAGCAACAACAAUACACUUCACAGCUGCCGCCACCACCGCUGCCACCGGCACAUCAGCAGCACGCACAAUACGAUGAGCGUAUGCAUGUCAACAAUCUCAACAACAACAACAACAAUCAUGUUUUGUUGCCGGCGCGCACUAGCAUGAGCGGCAUCGCUAAUGUUGCCACGCAGCAACAUAUGCAGAUGCUAGCAGCUCAGCAGCAGCAGCAACAGCAACAACAUUUGGACGCGCAAUCGAGCUAUGUGAGCAUACCGCGCACACACAUGAAUCACCAGCAGCAGAGCUACUCAGUGCAAUUGCAAAAGCACCAACAACAUUUGCAACAACAGCAACAGCAGCAACAACAACAACAAAUGCCAUCGAAUGCAGCCUACUAUCCGGGCGUGCCAGGUCUGGACGCGCCACCACUGCCCUCACCCUAUCAACGCGUGCCGCUACCGCACGGAUACCCCGCUAGCGAACAAUUUCCCAGCAACAACAUGCCGAAGCCACAACAUCCCUACCCAUCACCGACAACAGCACAAAACACAACUGCCGCGCCCUCGCCUUACUUUCCUUUGCCACAGAACUCAGCCGCCGCACUGGCGAUGAGCGCCAACAGCCAACCACAACACACCAAGGCAUCACAUCAGAAGAAGGUUAGCUUUGAGCCUGGCACCAAAGGUGAAACGGACUCGCUGUGCAAUGGCAGCAACAAUAACAACAACAGCAGCAGCAACAUGUCAGCGGCGCUACCACCGAAACCGAUGAAUCUCACCGCCACCAACGCCAACGUCAACAACAGCACAGCCGCAGCGCAACAAAAUGGGCUGCCCGCGGUAAUGGCGAUGGCAGCGGCUGCGGCAGCCGACAGCAGCGUCAAUGUGACUGCAAUACCGACACGCGUCUACAACAACGCCAUCGUCAAGGCAUCCGCCAAGGCGGUGGAAUGCAAUUUGUGCCGGAAGCGGCAUGUGAUCGCGCCCGCCGUCUACUGCACCAAUUGUGAGUACUACUUGCAGAUGUUGAACAGUCGACGGUAAGAAGGAAGAUGGUCGGUCGCUGGCACCGGCAGCAAAAUGUGAAAGUUUGCAAGAUGAAAGUGCGGAAGUGUGGCAGCGCAGCGAAGCUGCGGCAAUGAUAAACAAAAAUCGCUGAGCGAAUUUAGGUUGUUUACGAUUGCAUUUCCAUAGAAUUAAGAAAAUAAUUGUUGGUUUUGUAGUUGUAAAAAUUUUUUUUAUAUAGUAGUAGCUUAAUAGUAGAGUUUAGUGAAACUAUGAAAUCUCAAACGAAGUUGCCGCCCAUUACAAAUUAGUUGGUGCAAUUCGAUAGACAUACAGACAUUUUGAAGUUUGCUUCAGAAAGUGAAGGUAAGUAUAUGGCAUUGUUUUCAUACCUACAUGUCAGCCUGCAUGCACAAACGCAUACAAAAACGGUCUACUUGUACUAUAUGCACAAACUUUAAACUGUGUGGCUUUUGAACAAUUUUUGGAAAUUUGAAUUGACGCGAACUCUCUUUCUCAGCUUUUCCUCCAUUGCAUGCAAUUCCUUUAAGGUUCUACAUAAAUCACAAUUGGCAAUAGUUUUGAUUCAAAAAAAGAAAAAUAUUGAGCAAUUAAUUGAUUACAACAAAAAUUUGCUUGCAAAUCUGGCGCUACUUUUAAAAGCUUUUAAGUCUUUGUCUACUCAAAAAUAAACUACUACAAAAAAGAUAAAAAUUUACUUAACUCUUCCAUUUCGUUUAACAAAUAAUGUAGAAAUAUGCUUACAUCGAAUAUUUUUAAAUAUAUUAAAUAUCAGUUAGACGUACAUAUAUGCUUACGCAUUUAGAAAUACACACGCAUUUACAUACAUACAAACAAUACAUUUAAAGAAAUUCAUGAAAAUCUCAUACAUUAAACCCAUCUAAUCGUUGUUUAUACAAAAUUACAAUAAUUAUUAUCUUGUAUUCACAUAUACAUACAUAUAUUAAGCGCUAAAUUACUACAUACAUACGUAUAUAUUAGCAUAAUUAGUCGCUAGUUGCAGGCGUUGCGCUUGGGCGUGGGGCUGUCGAACGGCCACCAGCCCCCAGCGCAUGCAUUUCACAAAAUAUUUUUAUUUUAUGUUUACAAAUAAAUUUUACUUAUCAAUAUUGCGUAUAUAUAUAUAUAGAGCUACUGCGUAUGUGUGUAUUUGUUUUAUGAUAUUUACAUUUUUUUCUUUUGUAAGUUUUAUAAUGUUUUUCCCCACAGAAAAAAAAUAUUGAAGAAGUAGAACAGCUGCAGCUGAAAAGAGAUGUCUUCAUCCAACUAAAAGAAAAACACAAACAAUAAUAAUCAU
Molecule: messenger RNA, 8133 nt
Organism: Anastrepha obliqua
Lineage: Eukaryota; Metazoa; Arthropoda; Insecta; Diptera; Tephritidae
Gene: ec
Exons: 6
Coding region: 657-6854 (2065 amino acids)
Source: RefSeq, a predicted model, not a curated record